AUGCUAGNNGGACUAGUUACCAAUGGUGCAAAGGUUUACAUCGUUGCUCUGCCAUCUGAGCCGAUUCAGGAGAAGGUAGCAGAGCUCAACGAGAUCGGGCGGAUCUCAGGUGGUUCAGCGCAUGGAUUGCCUUGCGACCUCAAGGACAAAGACGCAAUCGCCAAACUAGCAGCAACCAUUAGCUCUCGAGAAACUCACAUCGACGCCUUGAUAUCAAACGCUGGUAUAAGGCGAGAUCCUCAGAUACCUUGUAAUGUUCUCUCGGCGCCGCUGUCCGAAUUGCAAACAUCAAUGUGGUCGUCACGGCACUUUGAUUGGGCUGAGACAUUCUGUGUCAAUACAACAGCCCAUUACUUUUUGUCCGUCGCACUCUUGCCACUGCUCGCUGCAGCUUCACAGCUCGACUUGGGCAAUGGUUGUCUUGGUAGGGAAGCCGGCCGUGGUGCUAUUGUGUUGACGAGCUCUUGCGCCAGUAUGCACAACGCAACUAACGUAGACUUGACAAGCUAUGCAACGAGCAAAGCUGCCACCGACCAUCUCGUCAAGUUGCUAGCUGCCAAAUUCAGUCGGUUCUACGUUCGAGUGGUUGGCAUCAACCCUGGAUUCUUACCAAGUAACAUGAACCCUAUAGGUGAAGCUGGUAACAUGUUCAGCUCACUGUUUGACCGAGUUCCUGCCAAACGAGCCGGGAAUGAGGAAGACAUCGCUGCGAGCGUCAUCUACCUCAUCAGUCGAGCCGGAGUACGCCAUGUUCGACGGCUUGGAAUGAAGCAACUCUUCAGACAGGUAUAUGACGCUAACGAUCGUACAGNNGCAUACAUCGACGGUAUUUCUGUCUGCAUUGACGGUGGUCGAGUUCUCGUCGCGAACGGCCAGGAGUGA
Molecule: messenger RNA, 882 nt
Organism: Aureobasidium uvarum
Lineage: Eukaryota; Fungi; Ascomycota; Dothideomycetes; Dothideales; Saccotheciaceae
Source: the annotation of a GenBank genome assembly